This is a messenger RNA of Dufourea novaeangliae, 11813 nucleotides long. RefSeq names its product histone-lysine N-methyltransferase trithorax (gene trx). NCBI's taxonomy places the organism in Eukaryota, Metazoa, Arthropoda, Insecta, Hymenoptera, Halictidae. Gene Ontology annotation, biological process: positive regulation of DNA-templated transcription. The record is from RefSeq and is a predicted model, not a curated record. Gene Ontology annotation, molecular function: zinc ion binding; DNA-binding transcription factor activity; sequence-specific DNA binding. Gene Ontology annotation, cellular component: histone methyltransferase complex; nucleus.
UGUUCGUUGGUGUUCAGUUGGUGCGCCUCGACUGGGCAAAAUCGCGUAAAAUGGAAACAGAAUUUCGUUGUGAGGUUGAGGUUGGCCGUUGAAAAAAGUGAACAUGGGAAGGUCCAAGUUUCCCGGGAAGCCGCCGAAGACGGUCACCAGGAAACGGAUCAAAGUUCUCGGCCAGCCCGAGACAGUCCAAAGCGAUUCGGUAACCGUCGCCGAGAACAUCUACUACGGACUUUCCCUGUUCAACGAAACAUUUGGUGACAACGAGAAGGAACAUCCACCAUUUCAUGGUUUUAGCACUAAAGAGGCUAAUCUUUCUGUGUCUUAUAUCAAAACACAACAACAUGACACUGAAAAUGCAACUGUUAAAUCACCACCUGAUGCUGUUGAGAAACCUGUACCAAAAUCAAAGGAGCAUAACACGGUCGCAGAUGUUCAAAAUUCUCCAUCGAGUAUUGAAACUAAUGUAGAGCCAGUAUGCAAUAAAAACGAGGAACCGACAGAAAGCAUCAAACAGGAUGUGACUGCAUUGAAUUCCAAGUGUGCUUCUAAAUUCCAUAGACCUAAAAAUCGCAGAAGUUGUAAAAACAUUAAGUUCUCCAAUUUCAUGAAAACACCAGUAUUAAAGUCAGUGAACAAUAUCUUAGAUCAGCAUCAACGAACAAGACAAUUGCGUAACAGUACUGCAAAAAGAUUACUGCAGAGGGCAAAAUCUAACGGUAAUAAUGUACGCAAUAUGACCGUGCAAUGUGGGGAUAAACCAAAUGCUGUAAGGAAGUUUAUUUUGCCAGUUCGAAGUGCACAUUCAUCCAGAGUUAUUAAGCCAAAUAAAAGGUUUAUCGAAGAAUUGGAAGAGAUUUCUAGUGCGGAACCCAGUGAAAAUGAUAUUGGUACACACAUGAAGAAAGCUAAAUUUACAUUGAACAAAAUUUGUAAUCAGGACUCGAAAUUGAUGGAGGGAAAUCUUAGUAAAUUGUGUACAAAAUUGAAAGAUAAGGAAGUGAAGAAUAAGACCAAGAAAGUAAUUCAGCAUACAAACUCCAAUGCCCAAACUGUAGUACCGUGUGCAAAAAGCUGCGAAAAAUUAACAUCUGUACAAGACGCACAAGUAUCAAAAGUUAUUAAUACAGAUGUAAAGAAGACUAAUGUGUCUAAUAAAAACAAAGUGGUGAAAGCUCUGUCAGAUGAAUCCAAUAGUACUCAAGAUUCUUCACAAAAUGCGAUUAGAAAGGCUCAGAAUUUCAAAUUAACUGUGUCUAAAAGUCAGAAACCACUUUCUGUUCCUACAAAAGUUCUUCCUGAUUCCAAUGUUCCAAGUUCAGAGUCUUCCAGGAUUCAAACAAGGUCAGGAACUCAAAGUGAAGUCAAUGAUCUAGAUGUUCAAACAAAUUCUGAAGAUACUGGAAAAACAAAGGAAACUACUAAUACAAAGAAUCAAGACAAUUCUAAUAAUGGGAGUAAAACUGUAGAAGGAAAUUCGGAUAAUUUUGACACAGAAAGUACAUUGUCUGAAAGUGGAAGCGAACAUAGUAACAAUACAGAAGAUGAACAAUCAGAAUGGACUGGAAUGAAGUUGAAUGGUGGAAAAGUCAUUUUGAGGAAAGCAAGAUUGAAGCUGGAUAACAAAUGUGUUGGAGGAACUGAAGGACCUUUUUCAACAACAAAUAAUAAUGUUACAGGUGGAAACACUAACUUGGGAUUAACAGGUACUAUUAAAUGUGGUGUGUGUGGAGCUGUACGGUUUUAUCGAUUUGUGAAACAAGCCAGAAAGUUCGGUAUUCACAGUUGUGAAUCCUGUAGAAAGUUUAUUAGCAAAAUGAUUAAGAGACAGGCUUGUGCAAAAUCUACAAACAGUACCCUUCCAGUUCUUCAAUGCCAUAAAGGAGAUGGUUUAUGCUUAAUUCCACCUGUUGUACGAAGUCAACAAUGGAAUCUCAUGAGAUGUGUUUACAAAGCUAGAUGUCCAGCAUGUUGGCUAAAAAUGUGUUUGAAAUGUUACAACAUUCCUUCUUCAUUGAGAACGGGUUUAAAUGGAUUACUACCACCGAUAAUGAGAGAUCCUCUGAGUAUUCCCUUGUCAUUGAGUCAAGAGGACAAUGAUAAUCAAGGGCAAAAAUUGAUAUCUUCUAAGUUAGGUUGGCCUGCAGAAGACAGUUCAGAGAAGAACCUGUUCAAGUCAGCUAUGAAUUGGAGAAAUAUAGAAAUAGGUCAGAAAACCAGCUAUCAAGGCACUGGUGGUGGUUUCCUGUAUACAAAACUAGAUAAAUUCGAUUCAUCGCUAAAUAUAUCGCCUAGUAAAAAGAGAAGAAAAAACAACAGGAUAAAAGUGAGGAAGAAAAUAAAGAGUCCAAUUUUCUCUUCACCACCUGCAAACCAAUGUCCACAACCCCUUAGACAGAGACUUGAAUUAAAAGGGCCAAGAGUGAAACAUGUUUGUCGAAGCGCAAGCGUUGCACUUGGCCAACCAAUAGCUACUUUUCCUUCUGUAGAAGGGAAAGAAGACACUGAUAACAGUAAGCACAUUCCGAAAACACUGAAGGAAAACGAUAGGUCAGAGAAGAAAGAUUGCACUAAAGAAAAAGAGCCACCAAAACACAAUGAUGAAAACACGGUGAAUCAUAAUACUGUUAAUGUAACACACCAAUCCCAUCUAAAAAGAGGAAAAACGCAGCAAAGUAUCGCAAUAUCAAAUUUUCAAGUGGUACCUAAAACAAAUAACGAUGCACUACAUACAGUGUCUAUAGACUUUUGGGAACAAUAUGAUCCUUCCGAAGUUGGUGCAAAGGGUUUCGCCCUUAUUGGUUCAGAACUCUUCCAUAUCUCUGCUAUUUGUUACCUUUGUGGAAGUGCUGGAAAGGAACCACUCAUCCAUUGUCAGUGCUGUUGUGAGCCAUAUCAUGCCUUUUGUUUGGAACCCAGUGAAUGGAAUGCUUGUGCCCAACCAAACUGGUGCUGUCCUCGAUGUACAAUAUGCCAAUCCUGCCAUCUAAGAUCUGGUCCAAAAUUGUCUUGCAUUCGUUGUCGUCAAUCAUUUCAUCAUUCGUGUUUGUCGAAAUCUGGUGUUAGUGCAAGACUUUAUAGUCCUGAAAGACCUUUUGUCUGUCAAAGUUGUGUCAAGUGUAAAAGUUGUGGUAGCGAAGGAGUUAAUGUUCACGUCGGCAACUUACCAUUAUGCUCGAUGUGUUUUAAACUACGCCAACAAGGAAAUUAUUGUCCACUGUGUCAAAGGUGUUACAACGAAAAUGAUUUUGAUACAAAGAUGAUGGAAUGUAGUGAAUGUUCUUAUUGGGUACAUGCCCGUUGCGAAGGACUUUCCGAUGAACGGUAUCAAGUUCUUAGUUAUUUACCUGAUUCCAUUGAAUUCACAUGCAGCCAAUGUUCCUCUAAUCCUAAUUCAGUUUGGAGAAAUGCUAUAGAGGCUGAACUGAAGGCGGGUUUCAUAGGUGUUAUAAAAUCAUUAAGUAAAAAUCGAAAGGCUUGUGCUGCACUGAAGUGGAGCCCAAGAAAAGAGUGUUUAUGCAAACCCAUCCCCAGCAUAAGAAGGUUAGAUUUUUCGAAUGAAAAAUCGGAUUUGAUUACAAUGAAUACUAAAGAAAUUCUAAAUGGCGAAGAAUCCGAAGAAUCUAAUAACGAAAAGUCUAAAGACUCCGAAUCUAGUUCCAGUAGUAGUAAUUCAAAAUCAGAUGGAACGAUUAGGGUAACUGAAGAUCCACCUGCAGAUUGUUCUAAUAGAAGAGGUUUGAGACGACUUCGACAAAAGUUUCAUCUAAAGGAAUGCUCUGUUAGAGUAAAGAACUGUGUUCUGAGAGAUAAUCAAGACAGUGAUAAGAAAGAUUCGGUAGUUCAAGAGAAUUGCAACGGUAAUUCAAAUGACACAGAAUGUCAUUGUUUGGAGCAGCAAAUCAUUGUGAGACCUUCACCUACACUGAUGUCGGUAAAACGAAAGGUUAAUAACAAUGAAUAUAAAACGUUAUUACAGUUUCAUAGUGACAUGGAACAUGUAAUAAACUGUACUGGAACUAAAGAACUGAUCGACGCCUAUCACGAAAUUUUGCAAGAGGUAUUUCCGUGGUUUAGUCCAAAAAGUAUUAAAUGCAGUAAUGGAAAAUCUGAUACAUUAACGCCCACUAAGGACAAUUGUCAAAACGAUAGCCCUAAUACAAAAUUAGAUGAUUCUAUACUUGAAGUAUGGAAAGAGGAAGUAAUGAAAGCACCGAAAACAAUCGCAGCUAAAACAGCAAAUCUGUAUAACGUUCACGUUGAAGACAGUAGAUCGUGCUGUUUGUGCAAAGGUUUAGGCGACGGUCAGGAAACAAAAGAAGGACGGCUCUUAUAUUGCGGACAAAACGAGUGGGUGCACUCGAAUUGUGCACUUUGGUCCAAUGAGGUGUUCGAAGAAAUCGAUGGUUCUUUACAAAAUGUUCAUAGUGCUAUUUCGAGGGGCCGUUUAAUCCGUUGCUCCGAAUGCGGAAAGAAAGGUGCAAGUGUUGGUUGUUGUGCGAAAAACUGUAGCAGUACCUUUCAUUAUCCUUGCGCGAGGAACAUUGGACUCGCGUUUAAUGAUGAUAAAACAGUAUUUUGUUCUUUGCAUUUAAACAACUGUUCGCAAAAAACGUUACAGAACGAAAAUGAUUUUAGUUUACGAAGACCAGUGUACGUGGAGCUGGAUCGUAAAAAGAAGAAGUAUGCGGAGCCGAGUAAAGUGAAAGUUAUGAUCGGUUCACUGAUAGUCGAUUACUUAGGCACAAUUGUACCGGAAUAUUCCGACACAGUUGAAAAAAUUGUACCUUGCGAUUAUAAAUGCUCUCGGUUAUACUGGUCUACGGUAAAUCCAUUUAAAAUUGUAAGGUAUUACAUCAGGACGUACGUACAAGUGUAUGUUCCCGAUGUUUCUCCUGACCUGGAAAAUAACAUAACCAUCGAUCAUUCAAAAGAAAAAGAAAAAGAAGAUUUGUUGAAUACACAAAAAACGGAGUUCUUAACUGUGAAGCAAACUUUAGAUGGUUUAAUUGAUACAGUCUGCAAUAAGGAAGUCGAUGAAAACUUAGCAGAGCAAAAUAAUACAGAUCUGUUACCUCCUGAAUUGAAAGAGGCCAUAUUCGAAGAUUUGCCGCACGAUUUGUUAGAUGGUAUUUCCAUGCAAGAUAUAUUUCCUAAAAUGUCGUACGAAGAUUUUUUAGCCAUGGACCUAAAAAAUGAUGGUACAUUUGCAACAGAUCUAUUCAAAGACGAUAUGCUGACGUCCGAAGUGGAUGAAAUCAUAAAACCGCCGGAAAGUAAAGCUUCGAAAAUCGAUCCUUCCCUGUUAGAAUUCGGAGCGCAUAACGAUCUUUGGGUGCACCUAGAAACGAAAACUUCCGUUCAAGAUUUAGUGGACGAUUUGAUGAAUUCUAAGAAUCAAAAACACGGAGGCAGAGAAUUGAAGAGGUCUAAAUCAGAGGUAAUAUCAAAUAGUCCGUUGGUGGUUGGGGGACAGAGACAUCAUCAGCGAUCUUGUAGUUUAACUUGGAGUUGCAAGUUGGACGGUACAUACGGUCCCAGUAUAAAAAGGCGAAAAUUAUCGAGAAACUCGAGCAUGACAAAAUCCAGCGAGACAAGCAUGAUGGUAUUGGAUUCGCAAACUGAACGUCCACCUACCUUGCACGAGUUAAGAAUUCCAGAUAGUAUUAUGGUUACCGUCGGCAGAGCGAACACGCCUAACAUCUUAUCUGAUUCUUGGCUCUUUUGGCAUACAAGGCAACAGCCACGAAUAUUACAGGUCGAUGGGACUGCUGAUCCAAGUAGUGCCAGCGAAUGCAGUUCACCGGAAUAUAACAUUGAUGAGAAAACCACAGGAUUACAUGUACCGCCGUGUACAGAACACUUGUCUAUCCCACAGUUAGAUGGUAUCAACGAUGAAUCCUCUUGCGACAGUAACGAAUUCACUGUACCCACCGAGAAGGAUUUUAACUCGUGUACAACGUCGCCGAACAACAUUUUACGACCGAAACGAAUAUUUGGAUUUAUUAGAUCGCACCUGGCCAAGAAUAAUGAGAAACCACAGAAGAGCAAAGUUAAUUUCUUUAAAGAAAGUAAUUUAAAAUUGAACUUAGAAAUUCCACAAUUAGACGGUGCCGAUGAUAUUUCCAGUGACGAUGAGUGCAUAUCACCGCAGCAUGUUGAAAAUGAGAGGAUCAAUGUUACCUCUCAAUGUGACGCGCCGUUCGAUCACAUAGAUCGUCCAGUCACUUGCAAACGAUGCCGUUGUACCUAUAGAACGCAAGAUAGUUAUAAUAGACACUUGACGCAUUGUGAUAUCAUGAUAACCAGCGACAGUGAUUCGGAAACCAUGGAUAACAAACUGGCAUCGCCUGACUCCAGAUUUUCACCGAGCGUUGGUUCUAUAUCUCCACAGUUUAUAACUCUGUCGCCAUCAGAAGGUCACACACUUUCUUCUGAUUACCCAGACAUACAGGCUACGUCUCCGUUAGAAGCAUCUGUACCAUCUCCUCAUCCAGCGAUACAAAUUGAACCAAUAGCACAAGCAAUUAUUACACCGCAAAUUCAUACACACGCCACUGUGGAAACUGUGCAUCAAACAGUAUUAACAUCUAAUGAUAUGAUUGUACAAACACAGUACACUAGAACAACAACCACAUUACCAAAUCCUACGGUAUUACCUCAAGAGAGUACUGUUCAGAUAACAGAAAUCACGGAUUCACCGUCUGUUACGAGUGAUUCUAGUAUUACACCGAAUAUCGUUAACACACCAAUGAAUUCCCCCGAUGGUGCGAGUUCUCAAACUGUUCCGAGUCCACAAGUGUCGCCGACAUUUUCUUCUACUGGUGUACAAACCGCGAAUAACGAAUCACAAGCGAAUGUUCAGAUGACCAAAUUGGCCAAAUCAAAGUCUCCGAGAGCACCGAAAUCCCGAACAAAAGCUGUUAAAACACAAAUCACGAAGAAUACUGCACAGCCCCAUCAUGGACAUCAUAGGUUUCAAGCGGUACAAAACAAUGCUCCAGUUAUACAGCUGCAACAAGCACAAAGACCAAGCGGGCCAACAGUAAUAUUACAGCAAGUGGCAUCGCCUGGUAUUAUGUCAUAUGUGGAGACAUUGCAACAACAAUCUGGUCAAAAUCUUCAGUACGUAACAACAAUUGGUGGUCAACACGAAACUGCGUUUAAACCCCAGUUUAUAACAACUAAUCACUUAGUUCCUGGUGCAUACAUACAAGCACCUUCUGAUAAUUUAUUGGCAUUACAAAAUGGAGGUAUAUCGAUACUACCAAGCGUGCAAAUUGCCCAACCACAACCGACAGUUCUAGGGACAAUUAUCCAGCAACAACCGAGUGCAAUUCAGUGUGGGGUUAUAUCAUCCGAGCAACUGUUAUUAAGUUCAACUCCAACAUUGGAAAUGUUUACAGAUUCAACAGGCAGUAUGUUUCUUUCGAAUCAACCAAUGUAUUACGGUCUGGAAACCAUCGUAAGCAACACAGUAAUGUCCUCCAGUCAGUUCAUGGCUGGCACGGUGCCACAGGUGUUGGCAAGCAGUUACCAAACAACAACGCAAGUUUUUCAAGCUUCUAAACUUAUGGAACCUAUUGUGGAUGUUCAGACUGUUCCAGGUGUUCCAACAGUAACAGCGGUACAGGCAGUACAAAAUGUACCUGGAGUGCCCAGUGUGCCCAAUGUCGCUACUGUACCAAGUGUAUCCAAUGUAUCCAGUGUACCCAAUAUAACCAACAUACCUACCGUACCUCCUAAUCUAUCCAAUGUACCUAAUGUCCCAAAUGUACCCACUAUACCAACUAUACCCACAGUUCCCUCUGUAUCCAAUAUAACAAACAUAACAAAUAUACCCACUGUAUCCAAUGUACCAACGAUACCCAAUGUAUCCAGUGUACCCACUAUACCCAGUGCAGCUAACGUAUCUUGUGUACCUAGCGCAUCUAAUGCGGCUAGCGUACCUAGUGUACCUAAUGCACUUGGUGUGCCCACCGUACCUACUACACCCAGUGUAUCUGGUAUACCUAAUGUAUCCAACAUGUCGAGUAUACCUAGUGCACCUGCUUUACCUAGUACUUCUAAUGUACCUAAUAUACCGACAGUACCCACCGUUCAAAAUGUAUCCAAUAUCUCUACCCUACAACCUAACCUACAAUCCGUGGGGAAUGUUCCCAGCAUACCCACGGUACCCAGUGGAUACGUAGUAGUGAAUCAAUCGACACCUAUAACAGAAUCUAUCGUGCCACCACAAAUCAAUAUAUCUGCAACACCGAAACAGAGUUUCGGCCCAGCCACGUGUAACACCAUGUUGCCUGUAUCGUGUCAAAGUGUCGAAUCAAUAACAUCGAUACAGCUACCGCACACAUGUUCGAGCGAUCCACCGACUGUCACGAACGUGACGUCGUCGCCAAAGUUGUUACAAAGCUCGAUACCAACGAUACCAAGGGUGGCCGUACGGCCGAGCCCAGUCUCGAAUUCGACGCAACUGAGCAACGGACCAUGGAAAAUCACCGAGCCACUGUUCGGCACGGAACAGAUAAUGAACAACUGUGUCCGACCGUACUUCGACUCGAAACACGUGUCCGAGAAUACCAGUAUGAUAAAGUCUAGCAUAUCAUCUAAAAUACUCCCAUUACCUAACCACUGUAUAACACAACGGGACAUAAUUGUAAAUAAGUUAAAUCACGAUGUAAAUAAUGUGCAUAAUAAUUAUAGUAGUGCCGUACCGAAUUCGAACAAUAUUAAUGUAAGUACAAGUAAUAAUCCAGUUAUCGCUAGUUCGACUGUACAAAAUAAAAUAACAAUGUCCGCAAGCAACGUACCGACGAGUCGACCGAUGAACAGAGUAUUACCGAUGCAAGCUGUCAUACCGGAGCCAGAACUGAUGGAAACGAAGAAGCAAAUUGUCGAGGACAUGGUGGUACUGCCGACAGCAAAGAAACCCGACGCGGCGAUAAGCGACAUAAACGACCCGCUGAAAUUGAACACCGAGACGAUCGAGAAGGUGAAGGAGAAUCUUAAAUUGGAGCUGGACAAGGAGAAGUUGCAGAACGCGUCGUUGAAAAUAGUAUUACAAAAGCAGCUGCAAGAUGGUUCCUAUAAGAUCACACACAACAUGAAGGCGGUAGCACAGAACAAGAAAUCGUCGCCGCAAGUAACGUCCGUGGAGAUACUGCCGUCGAAACAGGUGCCGCCGCAGAUAGCCUCGUUGCAAUUGCUGCCGAUAAAAACGUUCACAUUGAAAGCGAACAAGAUCGACGAGAAGGUGAAACAACCGAUCGACAACAAGUUCAAUCUGUUGAAGACCAAGACCCCGCCGGUUGCUGUUAAAAAACCACGAAUCAUAAGCAAAUCGAUGAAAACCGUUCCGCAGAAAUUGCAGCACACGCAGAAAAGUGCCGUGAAAGGGCCGACGCUGAUGUACGAGAUAAAGUCGCAAGACGGAUUCUCUCAUACCGCGUCCUCGAUGGCCGAGGUAUGGGAGACCGUGUUUCAAGCCGUGCAGAAUGCUCGAAAAGCGCACAAUUUACCACCGUUGCCACAUAAUCCUCUGCUUGAGAAUCUCGGCCUGGAGAACAACGCCACGGUGUACUUGGUCGAACAACUACCAGACGUGAACAGAUGCACGAAGUACAAGACCAAAUUCCAUGAUCUGGCGCCCCCGAAAACAGGAGACACGGAAAGUGAUCUGCCAUACACGUGCGACAAUGGUGCUGCUCGCGCGGAACCGUUCAGAGGACGGAAAGUCCAUGACAUGUUCAGUUGGCUGGCGUCCAGGCACAGACAGCAACCAAAAAUGAUCGCCAUUUCGGAAGCCGAAUCCAGACGAGUGGCAAGUACAAAUCUGCCGAUGGCGAUGCGGUUUAGAAUACUUAAGGAGACAUCGAAAGAAUCGGUUGGAGUUUACCAUUCUCACAUUCACGGCAGGGGUCUAUUUUGUUUAAGAGAUAUCGAGGCUGGAGAAAUGGUUAUCGAGUAUGCCGGUGAGGUGAUUCGAGCCUCUUUGACCGACAAACGAGAAAAGUACUAUGACAGUAAAAAUAUAGGAUGUUAUAUGUUUAAAAUCGAUGAUCAUUUGGUCGUUGACGCUACAAUGAAGGGAAAUGCAGCGAGAUUUAUUAAUCACUCAUGCGAGCCGAACUGUUACUCGCGAGUGGUGGACAUCUUAGGUAAGAAGCACAUUUUAAUUUUCGCUCUUCGUCGCAUUAUCCAAGGAGAGGAAUUAACGUACGACUACAAGUUUCCCUUCGAGGAUAUCAAGAUUCCAUGCACCUGCGGCUCCCGCAGAUGUCGUAAAUACCUCAAUUGAGACUGCAUAUACAGCUAUCGUAAGCAGCCAACAGGCGCAGCAAACCAUAUGUGCUAUAAUUACGCGCGCUUCGGCAUAGGAUUCAUUUUAUUGAACGUUAUUCAUUUAAUCAUCAAACUAUUUUCAGAGAUUGCAGCUUUUUAUUACUAUAAUGGAAAAUAGAUUAUACAGUUAACGAAACGGGGAGUGAACCACAACAAAAUAUUAGAAUGGCCAGAUAUAUAAUAGUAGACGAGGCAUCGCGUUAUGACAAUGUUAUUUUAAACGGCUACAGUUAUCGUAGUUGAUUUAAGGGGGGGAGGGAGGGGAACUAUACUUAUAGCAAUAAACGAUUGAACAUGUCCUGCUUUCGUAUCCCGACGAGCCAUGGGCGGCGAGCACCACGCCCCCCCUGGGGCUCAAUUGAAAGUGUUACUUUUAUCCACGCCUGUGCUUUCACGCACGUCUUCUAGACUCUACUUAUUAUCUACUAUUGAGGCUUAAGUGUACGAGUUUGUCGUCACUUUACACUAAAUCGACAGCAUACACCGUAUGCAUGUUCCAUGUAUACAUACUUAAGUUAGAAUUCUAACAAUUCUGCCCCGCGAUUGGACCAAGACGACGAAAGGACAUGGAAACGGAACGGCAAUGUAUAGCACGAGAAAAAAAAAAGAAUAAGAAAUCAACGUACUUAGAGGGCGGAUCGACGUUCUCCACGACCGUUACUUAUUUCUUCUAAAAUACGCCUCCGCCGCGUAGAAACGAGAAACACACACAGACACACUUUUAAUGUGUUGAACUGUGAAACGGUCGCAUCGUGAAUACAUUGUGCGUAUUUAAACAAAAAAAAAAAACAAACAAAAAAGCGCGCACGCGAUAUUUAAACGAAAGCCACGUAUGUAAUUAUAUAUGUAUUUUAUGUGAAACGGAAUUUAGUGUACAGUGCACGAUCGACUGCGUGACAUUUUAUGUCUGCUGUAGGGCCAGAUUUCAAAAUGUUCUUGUAAAAUAUUGUAAUUGUUAGAAUUAGACAUUGUCUCUUGAUGUAAGUACAGCUACCGGUUUAAUUUAAGCUGAAAUAACGUUUAAGCGUUAAGGGAGAAAAAAUGCGCGCACGCAUUAGAGAGAGAGGGAGAGAAUGGCAAGAGGGAACAGUUUUCCCUGGCGUGCGGGAUAUAAUUGUUGGAAGGUGUACCUACUUUGGCAGACAUUGAUGAUAUUUUUUAAGUCUUAUUGUAGUUAACGAAAAGCUAACGGACACAAAGCAAAAAAAAAAAAGAAAAAAAACGGGAAACGUGUGAACACUUUGCUGCUUCCCGACGAAAAUUUCGAAGUCUGUUCGUUUCAAAUGGAGGAUUAAUGUACGCGCAAUAUUAUUUUGAUAUGUUUUAUUGUUUUUUUUUUUUUUUUAUAUAGAUUUUUAAACACUGCACCCAUGCGUUUGUGCUUCCGCCUUGCCAAUAUUACAAUAUUAAUCUCAUUACUUUAUUUUUAUAUUUAACGAAAGCCGCUAGAGAGAGGAAAAUCCAGCGAGAGAGAG